AUGAACGGCUCAAUACAUAUGUGUGAACUCUCCGAAAAUCACGCAUUGAUUAAGUGCAAUAAAGUGAUAAUAUAAAAGGGGUAUAUAUAUCUACGAAUAUAUCUAAUAAUAUAUCAUAUCUCACCUUCUCAAAAAAGGAAAAAAAAAUAGAUCAUAUCUAUAACAUAGGAUGAUGAAGAGUAGAAAUAUUUCAUCCGUAGUCUUGGUGACAGUGGCCGUGGUGUUGUUGGUAGUAGCGCCGCCAGUGGUGAAAGCUGUGACUGCAGAUCAGUGCAAGGAGGAGCGGAGGCAGCUGGUGAACGAGUGCAGGCCAGUGAUAUUCGGGCAAGACCCGUCGAACAACUGCUGCCAACGUGUGAGGGUGGUCCAUGUGGAGUGCAUCUGCCCCUACCUCACCCCAAAGUUUGCUAAACUAAUUAACCUUGAACGAACCGCCAAACAAAUCCGAAGUUGUGGAAGGAACAUUCCUCACAACUUCAGAUGCGGCAGUGCUACUUUUCCAUGAUGAGAGAAAAUGUCCCAGAAUAACUCAAGCUUUUAAAUAUGACAACGCCGGCGACCAUUCAUGUUACGGGUCUUGUGUCUGUGUGUGUUGUAAUAAGAAAGAGAAUUACGUUUCUCUAAGUACGUAUUAGUCAAUUUAGAUAUGUUUAAUGUACACAUCACAUCAUGGUUCGUUCAUAAUGUGAAGUUUUGUUUCAAUUAAGCUUUUCAUUGAUCUCUA
Humulus lupulus (European hop) is the source of this 724-nucleotide messenger RNA. RefSeq lists its product as uncharacterized. The coding region runs from base 170 to 505 and encodes 111 amino acids. The transcript is spliced from 2 exons. Lineage: Eukaryota; Viridiplantae; Streptophyta; Magnoliopsida; Rosales; Cannabaceae. The record is from RefSeq and is a predicted model, not a curated record.